Messenger RNA from Cucumis melo (muskmelon), 2537 nucleotides. RefSeq lists its product as uncharacterized. The transcript has 2 exons. The coding region runs from base 738 to 1727 and encodes 329 amino acids. The record is from RefSeq and is a predicted model, not a curated record. NCBI's taxonomy places the organism in Eukaryota, Viridiplantae, Streptophyta, Magnoliopsida, Cucurbitales, Cucurbitaceae.
ACAUGACCUAACCAAAACCAGACUUGCCUAGCCCUUCGAGUUUAGCCAGUUAGGUCAAGUAGAAUGCGUUGAGCUCCCUCAGUAUCAGAACUUGUGUGGGGAACUCUUCACUUUUGGCCUAACCAAAACUAGACUUGCCUCGCUCUUAGAGUUCAGCCGGUUAGGUCAAGUAGAAUGCGUUGGGCUCCCUCAGUAUCAGAACUUGUGUGGGGAACUCUUCACUCUUGGCCUAACGAAAACCAGACCUGCCUCGCCCUUAGAGUUCUGUCGGUUAGGUCAAGUAGAAUGCGUUGGGCUCCCUCAGUAUCAGAGCUUGUGUGGGGAACUCUUCACUUUUGGCCUAACUAAAACCAGACCCACCUUGCCCUUACAGUUCAGCCGGUUAGGUCAAGUAGAAUGCGUUGGGCUCCCUCAGUAUCAGAGCUUGUGUGGGGAACUCUUCACUUUUGGCCUAAUCAAAACCAGACCUGCCUCGCCCCCUCGCCCUUAAAGUUGAGCCGGUUAGGUCAAGUAGAAUGCGUUGAGCUCCCUCAGUAUCAGAACUUGUGUGGGGAACUCUUCACUUUUGACCUAACUAAAACCAGACCCACCUUGCCCUUACAGUUCAGCCGGUUAGGUCAAGUAGAAUGCGUUGGGCUCCCUCAGUAUCAGAACUUGUGUGGGGAACUCUUCACUUUUGGCCUAACUAAAACCAGACCCACCUUGCCCUUACAGUUCAGCCGGUUAGGUCAAGUAGAAUGCGUUGGGCUCCCUCAGUAUCAGAGCUUGUGUGGGGAACUCUUCACUUUUGGCCUAAUCAAAACCAGACCUGCCUCGCCCCCUCGCCCUUAGAGUUGAGCCGGUUAGGUCAAGUAGAAUGCGUUGAGCUCCCUCAGUAUCAGAACUUGUGUGGGGAACUCUUCACUUUUGACCUAACUAAAACCAGACCCGCCUCGCUUUUAGAGUUCAGCCGGUUAGGUCAAGUAGAAUGCGUUGGGCUCCCUCAGUAUCAGAGCUUGUGUGGGGAACUCUUCACUUUUGGCCUGACCAAAACCAGACCCGCCUCGCCCUUAGAGUUCAGCUGGUUAGGUCGAGUAGAAUGCGUUGGGCUCCCUCAGUAUCAGAACUUGUGUGGGGAACUCUUCACUUUUGACCUAACUAAAACCAAACCCGCCUCGCCUUUAGAGUUGAGCCGGUUAGGUCAAGUAGAAUGCGUUGGGCUCCCUCAGUAUCAGAACUUGUGUGGGGAACUCUUCACUUUUGGCCUAACUAAAACCAGACCCACCUUGCCCUUACAGUUCAGCCGGUUAGGUCAAGUAGAAUGCGUUGGGCUCCCUCAGUAUCAGAGCUUGUGUGGGGAACUCUUCACUUUUGGCCUAACCAAAACCAGCCCUACCUCGCCCUUAGAGUUCAGCCGGUUAGGUCGAGUAGAAUGCGUUGGGCUCCCUCAGUAUCAGAACUUGUGUGGGGAACUCUUCACUUUUGACCUAACUAAAACCAAACCCGCCUCGUCCUUAGAGUUCAGCCGGUUAGGUCAAGUAGAAUGCGUUGGGCUCCCUCAGUAUCAGAACUUGUGUGGGGAACUCUUCACUUUUGGCCUAACUAAAACCAGACCCACCUUGCCCUUACAGUUCAGCCGGUUAGGUCAAGUAGAAUGCGUUGGGCUCCCUCAGUAUCAGAGCUUGUGUGGGGAACUCUUCACUUUUGGCCUAAUCAAAACCAGACCUGCCUCGCCCCCUUGCCCUUAGAGUUGAGCCGGUUAGGUCAAGUAGAAUGCGUUGAGCUCCCUCAGUAUCAGAACUUGUGUGGGGAACUCUUCACUUUUGACCUAACUAAAACCAGACCCGCCUCGCUUUUAGAGUUCAGCCGGUUAGGUCAAGUAGAAUGCGUUGGGCUCCCUCAGUAUCAGAGUUUGUGUGGGGAACUCUUCACUUUUGGCCUAACCAAAACCAGCCUGCCUCGCCCUUAGAGUUCAGCCGGUUAGGUCGAGUAGAAUGCGUUGGGCUCCCUCAGUAUCAGAACUUGUGUGGGGAACUCUUCACUUUUGACCUAACUAAAACCAAACCCGCCUCGUCCUUAGAGUUCAGCCGGUUAGGUCAAGUAGAAUGCGUUGGGCUCCCUCAGUAUCAGAACUUGUGUGGGGAACUCUUCACCGUUGGCCUAAUCAAAACCAGACCUGUCUUGCCCUUAGAGUUCAACUGAUUAGGACUUUUCACUUUUGGCCUAACCAAAACUGAUUCUGCCUUGCCCUUAGAGUUUAGUCGGUUAGGUCAAGUAGAAUGCAUGCAAUUCUAGUGGAAUGUUCUUAUAGAAAAUUAAAGUUUGCUGAGUUUGAGAUUGUAUAUGGAAAUAAAUGUCUGUUUUCCCUUUAAAUUGUUAUGAAAUUGCAUUUCUUUUUUAUUUGAGUCAAAUUCUUAUUUUGACUCUUGAAAAUGUUCUUACUUCAUGUUUUUGUAAUGUUGAAUGAGUGAAACAAUGUUAGGGUCUGAAAUCUUGGAGAAACGUUGGGAUGAGGAUUUAGGAAUUAAUUCCUCUUUCUUUGAAGAAUCUGAAUCUAU